Microplitis demolitor is the source of this 525-nucleotide messenger RNA. RefSeq lists its product as uncharacterized. Bases 1 to 525 code for a protein of 174 amino acids. The record is from RefSeq and is a predicted model, not a curated record. NCBI's taxonomy places the organism in Eukaryota, Metazoa, Arthropoda, Insecta, Hymenoptera, Braconidae. The transcript has 2 exons.
AUGUAUAAUUGUCAAGACAUUUAUUUUCCAACUGACGAAGAGACGUCGCACAUCAGUGGAAAUAUAGCUACGGUAACAGAACGAAUACCAGUUUAUAUUCCAGACAAAUGUCCAGAGAAUAUGUUACUUUAUCCAGGAGCUGGUAAUAAAAGUGUGUGGAUCUGUGAUUGUAGGCCUAGAUUUCUUUACUUUCCAUUGAGUCACAGGUGUCAUGAAGCCUACAGACAAGGCCCGUGUGAUAAAGGCGAGUAUGUUGUACUGCCUUCGGAUGACGUUGUACCAAAGUGCAAAGUUAAUCCUUGUGGUGAAGAUGGUUUAGUUAAUUAUAAUGGAGUUUGUUAUUAUUUACAAACUAAAGGCGGUCCUUGUGCACCCGAUGGAGUACUUGGUGUUAAUGAAACUACUUAUGAAAUUCAAUGUAUAUCGACAGAUGUUGCACCGUUUGUUAUCAUAAAUGUGCCACAAUUUUCUUGCCCUCCUGGCAGUCGCAGAAAUUCUCUCGGUGUUUGCAAAAAACCUCUUUAA